This is a messenger RNA of Ictalurus furcatus (blue catfish), 1191 nucleotides long. It is a transcript of the gene opn4a, whose product is annotated as opsin 4a (melanopsin). The transcript is spliced from 7 exons. Gene Ontology annotation, cellular component: membrane. Gene Ontology annotation, molecular function: G protein-coupled receptor activity. Gene Ontology annotation, biological process: visual perception; G protein-coupled receptor signaling pathway. The record is from RefSeq and is a predicted model, not a curated record. Bases 1 to 1029 code for a protein of 342 amino acids. Lineage: Eukaryota; Metazoa; Chordata; Actinopteri; Siluriformes; Ictaluridae.
AUGGUGGAGGUGAUGGUGUGCGUGCGGAACGGGAGCGAGGAGACAGAGGACAGAGAGGACAUGCUGCUGCUGGAACCCGCAGCUCCCACCACCACCACAGUUGCUGUGGUGCAUCAGCCCCCUCAGCCUUUCCCCACGGUAGACGUCCCUGAUCACGCACACUACACUAUUGGUGGCGUAAUCUUCGCCAUCGGCAUCACCGGCAUCAUGGGCAACUUUCUGGUCAUCUACGCAUUCACCAGGAGUCGUACUCUAAGGACACCUGCCAACAUGUUUAUAAUAAACCUGGCCAUCACAGACUUCUUCAUGUGUGCCACCCAGACUCCAAUAUUCUUCAUAACCAGUAUGCACAAGAGAUGGAUCUUUGGAGAGAAAGGUUGUGAGCUGUAUGCGUUCUGUGGGGCUCUGUUUGGGAUCUGCUCCAUGAUCACUCUCAUGGUCAUCGCUGUAGAUCGCUACUUUGUCAUCACGCGACCCCUGAGCUCCAUUGGCAUGCUGUCCGAGAAGAGGGCACUACUUGUCCUGACAUGUGCCUGGUUGUAUUCUCUGGGCUGGAGCCUGCCACCCUUCUUUGGCUGGAGUGCCUAUGUUCCUGAAGGUCUGAUGACUUCUUGUACAUGGGAUUACAUGACCUUUACUCCCUCAGUGCGGGCAUACACAAUGCUGCUCUUCAUCUCUGUCUUCUUCAUACCGCUCAUCAUCAUCGUCUACUGCUACGUCUUCAUCUUCCGUGCCAUUCGUAACAGUAAUCAAGACGUGACGAAGAUGAACAGGCACAAUACCAGGCACACAGUGAAGAGAUUCAACAAGAUGAAGAAAGAGUGGAAAAUGGCCAAAGUUGCCUUGAUUGUCAUCAUGAUGUAUGUCAUCUCCUGGUCUCCCUAUUCAGUUGUUGCCCUUACAGCAUUUGCUGGGUAUGCUGAUAUGCUGACACCAUAUAUGAAGUCAGUGCCAGCUGUGAUAGCCAAAGCUUCAGCAAUCCACAAUCCUAUCAUUUAUGCCAUCACUCACCCCAAAUACAGGUAUUAACAAAGCCCCUUCAUCCUCCCGUGAGCACUUUCAUCCUUCACUAAGCUAAAAAAAUAUAUUUAUUCAUUCAUUUCUUCUUUAUGCAUAGGUAUGAAAGGCUUCCCUUUGGGGUUUCCCCACUCCACAUUUGACUAGAAAUUAACUUGAAUAUAAAUUGAAGGC